Molecule: messenger RNA, 153 nt
Organism: Melampsora larici-populina 98AG31
Lineage: Eukaryota; Fungi; Basidiomycota; Pucciniomycetes; Pucciniales; Melampsoraceae
Exons: 1
Coding region: 1-153 (50 amino acids)
Source: RefSeq, a predicted model, not a curated record
AUGGAUGAUGGGAUGGGAUGGGAUGGGUUGGUAGGCUGUGUUGUGAUUUUAAAUCGGUUUAAACUGAGAUUCUGUGUAUAUUUUACCAUUUCACACUUCCACUUCCACGCCCAACCCUUACUAGUACUAGUACCACGCUGUGCUGUGCUGUAA